This is a messenger RNA of Abrus precatorius (Indian licorice), 1821 nucleotides long. RefSeq lists its product as uncharacterized. The transcript has a single exon. Gene Ontology annotation, cellular component: membrane. NCBI's taxonomy places the organism in Eukaryota, Viridiplantae, Streptophyta, Magnoliopsida, Fabales, Fabaceae. The coding region runs from base 1 to 1821 and encodes 606 amino acids. The record is from RefSeq and is a predicted model, not a curated record.
AUGGCGGCUGUGGGAGGUUCAGGUUCCAUCGGUGUUCAUGGUUUGGGAGACAUGAAGAGUCUCACCAUCCAAGUCAUCACGGGUCGAUGGUUCGUUGUGUUUGCCUCUUUUCUAAUCAUGGCUGCAGCAGGAGCCACCUACAUGUUCGGUCUCUACUCAAGUGACAUAAAAAACACACUUGGCUAUGACCAAACAACUCUCAACCUCCUUAGUUUUUUCAAGGACUUGGGUACCAACGUUGGUGUCCUCUCAGGACUCCUCAACGAGCUCACUCCACCUUGGAUUGUGCUAGCCAUUGGUGCCAUACUAAACUUUUUUGGGUACUUCAUGAUAUGGCUAUCAGUGACUCAAAGAAUAGCAACACCGAAAGUGUGGCAGAUGUGUCUCUACAUUUGCAUAGGUGCUAACUCUCAGUCCUUUGCCAACACUGGUUCCUUAGUAACUUGUGUCAAGAACUUCCCUGAAAGUCGUGGGGUUGUGUUGGGCAUCCUCAAAGGCUAUGUGGGUCUUAGUGGUGCAAUCAUCACUCAGCUAUACUCAGCUAUUUACUACGAUGACACAAAGGCUUUGAUUUUGCUCAUAGGUUGGCUUCCAGCUGCUAUAUCUUUUGCUUUCCUUCGAACGAUUCGAUACAUGAAGCCGAUUAGACAGCCUAAUGAGCUAAAGGUUUUCUACAAUUUUCUGUAUAUUUCUCUUGGCCUUGCUGGGUUUCUCUUGGUCAUGAUCAUUAUACAGAAAAGGGUCAACUUCACACAGAGUGAGUAUGGUGUGAGUGCUGCUAUGGUCAUCUUCUUGCUCUUCCUCCCACUUGUUAUUGUUUCUAUUGAAGAACAUAAGAUCUGGCAGAGUAAAAGGCUUGCAUUGGUUGAUCCCUCGCCAGUGAAAAUAAUAACCGAGGGUGAAAAGGUCAACCCGAAUGGUAAUACUAACUCGCCAACACAAGCAAAGGGAACGGUUUCACUUUCCAACGAUACCAAGUGGUGGCAAAAUGUGUUUAGUCCACCAGAAAGAGGUGAGGAUUAUACCAUACUUCAAGCACUAUUCAGCAUCGACAUGCUAAUACUAUUCAUAACUUGCAUUUGUGGUAUUGGGGGCACGUUGACUGCAAUAGAUAAUCUGGGUCAGAUAGGAAACUCACUUAAAUACCCCAAGAAGAGCAUAAGUACUUUUGUCUCCCUAGUAAGCAUUUGGAAUUAUCUAGGACGUGUUUUCUCUGGAUUUGUUUCCGAACACUUUCUACAAAAACACAAGUUUCCUCGUCCUCUUAUGCUUACUUUAACCCUCCUCUUAUCAUGUGUUGGUCACCUUUUGAUAGCAUUUGAUGUUCCAAACGGUCUCUAUGCGGCUUCGGUAAUCAUUGGGUUUUCUUUUGGCGCACAGUGGCCUUUACUUUUUGCCAUCAUAUCGGAGCUUUUUGGGCUUAAAUAUUAUGCAACUUUGUACAACUUUGGAAGCGCAGCAAGUCCACUAGGGUUAUAUUUGCUUAACGUGAAGAUGACUGGGCAUUUGUAUGACAAAGAAGCCAAGAAGCAAUUAGCAGCAUUGGGGUUAGAAAGAAAGCCAGGACAAGAAUUAAAUUGUGUUGGGGUCCAUUGCUUCAAAUUAUCCUUUAUUAUUAUCACAGCUGCAACUUUUUUUGGUGCCAUUGUUUCACUCAUUUUGGUGGCUAGGACGAUAAAGUUUUACAAAGGUGACAUAUACAAGAGAUACCGGGAAGAUGCCACGGUGGCAGAAGCUGAAAUGGUGGGGGUGGAGAACGGUGGCAGAGAAGGCCAAGAUGCCAAACUUGGCCAACACUUGGUGCCUGCAACUCAGAAAUAG